Messenger RNA from Microthlaspi erraticum, 924 nucleotides. Lineage: Eukaryota; Viridiplantae; Streptophyta; Magnoliopsida; Brassicales; Brassicaceae. The record is from the annotation of a GenBank genome assembly.
AUGGUCUCAUCAAUUCUCAAGGAUCAAAUCUUGGAGACAAUGAGUCUCAAUCCGCUGCAGUCACAAGAAAGUUUCAGAGAAUGGCAAUUGGUGGAGCUUAUAAAUCUCAGGUCUAGAGGACGCUUUAGAGGUGGGAUUGGUAUGUGUGUCAAAGGCUAUUUGAAAAUCAGUUUCAAGGUUCCAGGAUUCAGUCAAGGCUCAUUAGAGAGUUUUGGAGAGUCAUCAAGUUACCUCAAGAAGGAAGCAGUCGGAGCAAAGGUUAUUUGCUGGAACAAAGAGUCCAAUGAGGAUAGUUAUGCUGGUUAUGGUUCAUCUGGACAUGAAAGAUUCAAGGUUCAAGUCUGCAAUGGUGGAGCAUUUGAGAUAUUUGGAGAACGUGGCACUAGUUCUGGUAAGUCAAUUUCAGAGCUAUGUGAAGAAAAUCAAGAUGUCAGUGGUUAUAACAAGUUCUUAACAGAGAAAGGGAAGACACAGUUCAAGGUGGAGCAACUUCAGUGUAUGCUCGAGUUCUACAAAGUAAAGUUACUCAAAGAUAAGCAACAACAGACAUUCACGGUUGGUAUUGCAGGUUAUGUCUACAUCAAAAGUGUCUCAGGGAAAGCCACAGAGAUUCUCUGUAUCGAAAGUCUUCUUAACCGGGUGGAGUUAGGCGGCGUGUUCUGUUGGCAACAGCAGCGGUGCAGAGUGAUGUUCAAGUGUAUUGUGUUCAAGCAAUGCUUCUGGUUAGAAGCAGAGGUGCUUCAGAUUCGUCAGUUGUUUCAAGAUAGCAUGGAGUCAAGUUUCUGGGCAGAAUGUUUGGUGAUUUCAGUUGCAGCAACAAGUUUUAUGGCAUUAGUUGUCAUCGGUGGAUCUCAGUCAUGGAAAAAGACUCACAGGCCAACCAUACUAGUUAAAGGUGAAGCCUAUGGAGAGUUUUUCUAUUGA